UUUCAGAAAAUGGGAGAAGAUGAGGAUACCGAAAAUGCUACUGAUUCGCAGAAUAUCACAAAUGUGAAAAUACAGGGUGAAAAUUUCAUCACUAUCCAAAGUGAUUCUCUAAGAAAAUUACGAGAAAGUAACGAGAAAGAUGUAUACAACGAAGUGGAUAACAUCUUUUUCGAAAAUGUUGCAAAAUACACGAAGGAUCCAUGCAAGCUAAUUACAAAAUUGAAAGAAAAAUACAAGGAUGAAUUUAAGAAUUGGAAAUGUCUCCAUACGGAUCACGUGGAGCAUGGUGAUUUGGUUCGGAUGCGUGGAAUGAUUCUUAAUGGAAUGCAAACAGUAUUCUCAUUGAAUGCUGUAGUUACGGAAGAAGAGAAUGGCGACACUCGAACAGUUUGCGGAAUUUUGAGGAAUCGUAUCAAUUGUUCAAAUAUCAAGGAAGCAAAAGGUAUGACUCGUCGGAACGCUUACAUUUUGGUGCCCGAGAGAGGAGCAACGGAUUGGUACUUAGAAGCUUUUCAUGGUAAAGACCGUCGGAGAUUCACUGAGGUAUUUUCCAAAAAUGAAGAAUCUAGGACUUAUGCUCUGUUUUAUGACGAGGAAAGUGAAAAUUUUAAACCAAAUGUCGUGUUUGAUUUAUAUGGCAUUCUCGACUUAGCUGAAAUGAGAAUUGAAGAUAAUGAUGAUGAUAAUUCAGAUACAAGAAAUUCAUUGACCAUGAGAUCACUGCAUGUUAUUCAUUACGAACUAGUAGAACAUCACGAUAUUGUUGCAUCAACUCAUCGAGAGGUACUAGAGCGUAGAAACAUACAAGGGUUUGAAUCAGUGAUUUAUGCAUUCGAACAACUCUUCGAAAGUAAAGUUGCUGCACAAUCUUUGGCGUUUCAGUUGUUUAUUUCGCGGCAUUCUCAACCGCCGAGAUCGGUGGAAUAUACCUUUCCUUAUACGAUGAAAAGGAUAAGUGACAGUAAACUGAUAAUUGAAAUGAUCAAACUUUUCGUGCCAAAAGUUCACGUCGUCGAGAUCAUGGAGAAAACAAUGGAAGAGUCGUGGGCGUCAUAUGAGAGGCCUCAAAGCGGUUUCGAACAAGGUUUACUACAAGUAUCCGACAAUACUUUAAUUAUUAUCGAUGAAACGAAAGUGUCAUCAAUGAAAAGCUUAUCACUCACUAAGAAAGGACGCGGAAAUUACAAUUUAAUUAAAAAUUUCUUGUCUACUCGAAAGAUACCGUACAUUUAUCCUUAUCAAACGGUGGAAAUAGAAUCCAGCAUUAACGUACUUGUUUUGAGCGGCGAAAAGUGUUUCUUUGGGCAGGAAAAUUUUGCGAUGACCGCACCUAAAUCGUGCCGAAAAGAUGUAAACUUCGUUCAGCAAUAUGCUGUUAAGCAUGAAAGUGAACUUAAUCUUUGUCGGCAUGCACUUUUGUCUUGUUCCAAAGGUUUUUCCGACAUCAACAUUUGUAAAACUGUGGAAGAAUUGGCAGUCGAAAGUUUCUUGAACAUGCAACGCAUAUGUAGGAAUGCUGAUAAUUCGGCCAGAUUACACCGGCAGCUAAUUAUUUCCAAAUUGUUAACAGCACUAAAAGGUGAAAAAAUCGUUGAUAAGGAUUGUUGGACAAGAGCUGUGGAGCUUGAGAACGGACUUCAAAUUACUGCUGAAAGCCAUCUCCACUGAUGAUAAUAUACUCUGUCAUCACAAUGCCAUCUUUGAGUCACUUCCAAGUGAUCUUUUAUAUGAGAUUUCAAC
Molecule: messenger RNA, 1740 nt
Organism: Loa loa (African eye worm)
Lineage: Eukaryota; Metazoa; Nematoda; Chromadorea; Rhabditida; Onchocercidae
Exons: 15
Coding region: 10-1668 (552 amino acids)
Biological process (GO): DNA-templated DNA replication
Molecular function (GO): chromatin binding
Source: RefSeq, a predicted model, not a curated record